Nothobranchius furzeri (turquoise killifish) is the source of this 3881-nucleotide messenger RNA. NCBI's taxonomy places the organism in Eukaryota, Metazoa, Chordata, Actinopteri, Cyprinodontiformes, Nothobranchiidae. The record is from RefSeq and is a predicted model, not a curated record.
ACUAAAAAAAAUCAGGUUUCGCUCGACUUCAGCAGGUUCAGUCGUGAAUUUAAACACAUUCAGAGUAAGUUUUUAUUGAAACGAAGACAUCUUCACUCAGAGUUCGCGUUACAAACGGCUACGAGUGCUUUGGAAGCUACUUUUGGGGCAAGUUGAAGUCACCGACUAAACCAGAAAAUCAACCGGACUAAAAGUGACUUGACAUUGUUCCAGCUUCUGCAAAUAAAGGAUUCAUUAUUUUGUGAUUCUUGACAUGGAGGAGUCCGGUGAUGUGUAUGAUGUUUAUAACAUAAACAGUCCUACUUCCUGGGAAGAACACCAGCACCAAAAACGUGAUGAUCAUGUUGAUGUCGACUGCCUCAGAAGGAAGAUCAAGUUCUACUUCAUGAAUCCCUGUGAGAAAUACCACGCCCGCGGGAGAAAACCAUGGAAACUUGUGUUGCAGUUCGUCAAAAUCGUCAUUGUUACCACCCAGCUGGUGUCGUUUGGACUAAGCAACCAGAUGGUUGUCACUUUCAAGGAGGAAAAUCUGUUGACAUUCAAACACCUCUUCUUGAAGGAUUUCUCAGACGGAGACAUGGAUACGUAUGCUGUUUACAGACAGGCUGAUGUUUAUGAGCAUGUUCGGUACAUAAUUACUCAGUUUGGACUACUGCACAAUAACACGGUGGGCAAUCAUGAAUAUGACAAAAAUGGCAGUUGUGGAUCGGCAGAACAGCAAGUGAAGCUAGCUGGGCUUGCUGCAGUGAGGAACACCCUGCUAGUUUUCAAAAAGGUGAGGAAUCAGCCCAGAACUACACGGGAGGAGCUGGUCAAUGACGUGAAGAGAGCUGGGACAACAGUUCACUUCAGAGCAUUGAAGAUGGGUCGUGGCUGGGUCUUCCAACAUGAGAAUGACCCAAAGCACACAGCCAGGAUAACCAAGGAGUGGCUCCAUCUGGAUGAGAUCUACGUGGAGGAGUGGGCCAAAGUUCCUGUUGCAGUCUGUGCAAACCUGGUCAUGAACUACAGGAGACCUUUGACCUCUGUAGUUGCAAACAAAGUACGGUUUGAGAUUGGUGGCACCACCAUUAGACCUACACCCAGUUUAACCCUUUUUUGUAUUUAUAUAACAGAAUGCCUUAAUAUUUAUCCAAUGAGUCCCCUAACACAACAUGAUGCGCUGCAAGACUUCAAAUUGCAUUUUAAAAGGAUGCUCUCUGUGAAGGUCACGUUUGUCCUCAAGGCCAUAAAUGUGCAAACCGUGCAAUAUCGCGAAAUGCCAGACUGCUAUGACUUCACUGUCCUUAUAACCUUCGACAACCAAGUUCACAGUGGCAGGAUAAAGAUCGACCUGGAUACAGAUGUAUCUAUCAAUGAAUGCGACAACUUGAAAUUGUCCGGAGUCUCUCCUAGAAAGUCAUACCUGACUGUGGUUUUUGACUGUCUCAUCAUAAUAACCUGCAUGAGCUCCGUCGCACUCUGCACACGCUCCGUGUGCAAAGGGAUCCGGUUGAUGCUUGAGUACGUUCACCACUCCAAUAAACACUGUGAUAGAGAGGUGCCCUGGUCAGACAAGUUGGAGUUUGUGAGUGGUUGGUACAUCAUGAUCAUCAUCAGCGACACCCUGACCAUUAUAGGAUCCAUUCUCAAGAUAGAAAUUCAGACUAAGGUCCUCACAAGCUACGACGUGUGCAGCAUCUUCCUUGGCAUGGGCACCAUGUUUGUUUGGAUUGGCGUCAUCCGCUACAUGGGCUACUUUAGGAAGUAUAAUAUCCUCAUCGUGACACUCAGGACAGCUUUUCCAAAUGUGAUCCGUUUUGUCUGCUGCGCUGGAAUAAUCUACCUGAGUUACCUUUUGUGUGGCUGGAUUGUUUUGGGCCCAUAUCAUGAGAAGUUCCGGAGCCUAGACACCGGCUCCGAGUGUCUGUUCUCGCUGAUCAAUGGAGACGACAUGUUUCCCACCUUCAAGAACAUGAAGCAGAAGAGCCGACUGGUGUGGAUUUUCAGACGAGUUUACAUCUAUUCCUUUGUGUCACUCUUCAUCUACAUGAUCCUCAGCCUCUUCAUCACAUUAAUCACAGAUACUUACUACACCAUCAAGCAACAGCAGCAGAGUGGAGCCCCGACAUCAGAGCUGCAGAAGUUCCUGUCGGAGUGUACAGACCUGCCAAAGUCUGGAGUCUACAGAUUAGACAAGAACAGCUGCUUCCUGAACUGCUGCAUCAGCAGGUGCAGAAAGCGUCACGAGAGGCUGACCUCAGAGGCAUAGCAGCUUUUUAAACUGUGGAACGUAACACGUUUGUUCUGUAAACAUGAGGGUUGUCUGAUAUUAUCGGCCAAUAUUGACAUUAAAUUGUAAUAUUGAAAAUUGCAUUUAUUACAACUUUUACAUACCACACACACAUUAAACCCUUCAGCUAACUUUUCUCUCUCAAAAUGUCCAACCAUGAAAGGUCUGAGUUUAGUUUUGAUAUUUUUGUUUGGAACAACCAGUCUACCUUAAAGUGACAAUGUGUAUUUUCCCUGGCGAUAGGAGGCAGUAGAUAUCUAAAGCAAGCAUUAUUUUUGUGUUCAAGUAAGACCUUACCAGUAGAUGGCCAUUAGGGUCAAAAAUUCUUGGGUACACAACCUCCAGCAAAAUCACAAGAACAUCAGAUUCCCAUUCAUCACUUGCAAUGAGUGAAGAGGUAAAUGUGUAAAGAACAUUUAUUAAUGCUGAAAGUUUUGUAACCGUUUGUUACAAAUCAGUGAAUGCAGUCUGUCCUCACAGGCUUCCAUAGGUGGAAACAUGGCAUCCAAUAUGGCGUCGCCCGGAGACAUAGGGUGUUUCUCAAUGCCAAGUAACCUCGCCUUGAUGUCUUGGCCCCGCCCUAGUUGCCUAGGAGAUACAUGAUCAGGAACCGCCAAGUCGUGUUCCAAUGUUCAUGUUCUACCGAGGCGUGUGCUCUCCCGUUUGUUAGCCGUUUAGCUAGCUGAGCGAGGACACACGGGAGGAGUCUUGUCGCCUAGCCUUGGUCAAAAAUUAUCCAGAAUACACAGCAGUAUUUUCAAAAGGAUGGCGGAACAGAAGCCGGCAGCUACUUCGGGGGAAAAUUUCAAGUUUAAAAGUAUGUCAUCCAAUUAAAAAUGUUUUUUUUUUAAAGAUCCAAAGUAGUUAUUAAUGGUUGCUUAGUAGUUGCAGCUUCAGUGGCUAGCAGGUAGCAACUCACAUAUUUAAUUUAAACAUACACAAUUUAAAAAGUAAAAGGCUCGUUAUACUUUAAUAUUGAUAAUACGUAUAAAAUAUAACGUUAUCUCCUGUGUCACGUGACGUUACCGCUGUGGUGACGUGAUGCAAGUCUGACCCAUUUAACAGUUUUCUCUGACCAAGGAAGGACAGUGUCCUCGUAGGCAAGGCGCCUGACCUUGCAAGGCAUCGCCUCGUGAGGCGUCUUGACAUUCAGGAACACCCUUAGACCCGUUCCCAUGCAUUGUAAACCCAAUUUUUAUGGUUAUAUGAAACCACCAAUAUUCAACAACUGGGUAUCUUAAUUUACAUUUCAAUGGAUAUUUCCAAAGAUUAAUAGUAAACACUACACAUUGUCACUUUAAAUGUCGCCAUCUUAUUUUGCACAAAUGUUUAAGUAUGUGUGGUAGUAGAUAUGUUUGUUAGUUACCAAACAUGUCGCUGUUCUUACCGGUAUCAGAAAUUCAGAGUAAGACUAUCAGUAAAAACAAUAGUCUCAUGAUCGCUAUGGCCCAUAAACGUUUCCCAUCAGUGGAGGUGGAUGGGACACUUACGUUUUUUUAAGAUUUAAAGAUAUGACUAUGAAUUUGAAAUGAAAAAGUUUUUUUAUGAAUGUUCCUGAGGAAAUUCAUGUUGCACAUGCUGAUAAAUCAAUAAAAUGCUGAAAUGUAAA